This is a messenger RNA of Pogoniulus pusillus (Red-fronted tinkerbird), 2497 nucleotides long. It is a transcript of the gene EFCAB12, whose product is annotated as EF-hand calcium binding domain 12. Bases 1348 to 1842 code for a protein of 164 amino acids. Lineage: Eukaryota; Metazoa; Chordata; Aves; Piciformes; Lybiidae. The record is from RefSeq and is a predicted model, not a curated record. The transcript has 3 exons.
GGGCACUGGGCUGGGCACAGGCAGGGAGGGCCAAAGUCCAUCCAGAAAAUGACUUGAGGCCAUUCUAGAGCAGAGUGGCCAGAAGGAGACUUCUAGGGAAGAGCUGAAGGCUCUGGAGGGUGAGCAAUGCCCACAGGAGGUCCCCUCCAUCCUAGAACCAGCACAGCAUGGCACAGCCCUUUGACUUGGACAUGGCUCAGGUGUUCCUUACUGCUGGCUCUGAGCUGGCUCCUGUGGUUUGAAUCUGUCCUAGAUGUGGAGGCUGAGCCCUGGACAGGCACCCACACAACUGCCACUGCUCUGUCCUCUGCUGAUAAGGCAGCCAGAGGGAUGAAGUCUCAUCCUCCUGCCAAGGCCAAAGGACAGCCAAGGCAUUCUAGAGCUCCAGCAGGCAGCAGCAAGCCAGAAAGACAACUUCUGAGCUGUGAUGAACUGGGAGGGACUGGGGACCUGCCAAGGGAGAGCAUCCAGAAGGGGAAGGUAACUGCCUGUGGCAGGAGGACAGCAGCACCUGGGGAGCAUGAAGUGGUUCAGGGGAGAGGGCAGCAGGAGAUCUGCUUCCCAGUGGAACCACAGAAUCAGUGAGAGUUGGAAGGGACCACAGGGACCAUCCAGUUCCAACCCCCUGCCAUGGAAGGGACACCUCACACCAGAUCAGGCUGUCCAGAGCCUCAUCCAGCCUGGCCUUAAACACCUUCAGGAAUGAGGCUUCCACCACCUCCCUGGCAACCCCUUCCAGGCUCUCACCACCCUCAUGCUGAAGAACUUCUUCCUCACCUCCACUCUGACUCUCCUCCAGUCUGACUCUCCCCAUUUCCAGCUUGGUUCCAUCGCCCCCAGUCCUGUCACCCCUUGACAGCCUAAACAGUCCCUCCCCAGCUUUCCUGUAGCCCCCUGCAGACACUGCAAGGUCACAAUGAGGUCUCCUGGGAGCCUUCUCUCCAGACUCCACAGCCCCAACUGCCUCAGCCUCUGCUCACAGCAGAGCAGUUCCAGCCCUCUGCUGCUCCUCGUGGCCCUUCCUUGGACCCCUUCCAGCACCUUUGUAGCCCUCUUGUAGCAGUAGUCCUUGGGCCACGUGGGACCUUGCAGGUGAGGUGCUGCAGCUGCCAGCGAACUCCUUUGGCUUCUGAACUCCUCCUGCCAAUGUGCUGCCCACUGGCACUGGGGAGAGCUCUCUGUGGGAACUGAGCUGCUGGAGGGGAGGCUCUGCCCAGGAUGCCACUGCAGGGCACCAGCUCCUGUGUGCACACUGGGGAGAAUCCAGGGCCCCACACCCGCUAGUGGGACCCUGCCCAUUGCUUACAGGGCACUGCCAGUCCAGCAGCAGGGAAGGAACAAAGCAGGAUGGCAAGGCCUGGGAAUGUCUCUGUCCAUGAGCACUGCCUGCCCUCCACGGUGCCAGCUGGCCUGGGAGGUCUGGUGGACCAGUACCGCAGGAAGGCUGCCAGGAGCUACCUGAGGAGCUCUGAGCUGUGCCGGGAGCGCAGCGUCUGCAUCACCAACCCAGCGCUGCAGAGGGGCCUGCUGCAUCCAGGGGACAGGAUCAGAAAGGAGGGAGCAGAGCUAAGGAUCAGGCAGCCUGGAGGGUACUACAGCACGGGACGUGGGUAUGCUCUGGCACUGGGGAGCAGCUCCAGGUCCAGCAGUGCCUCUGGAAGCCAGCACAAGAAGGGAGGGAAAAGGAGUCUCCAGUGGGAUAAGAUGUCAAAUGACAACAGGUUCUGGCCAGGUCACCUCCUGGACAAGCUCUGCCUUUACUUCCCUGAGCAACCACACGACAGGGCACAUGCUCUGUUCAGCCUGGUACUGCCAACCAAGCACAUCUACCCUGGCCGCUGAAACCCCCUCAGUGAGCCAGGACACAGCCUCUGGAGACACUGCCUGCAGGAAGAGCUCUUCCAUCCAGCACAGCUGAACAGCUCUGUGACCUCUCAUGGUGUCACAGACUGCUAGGGGUUGGAACUGUCUUCUGGAGGUCCAGUCCAAUCCCCCUGCCAGGGUGGGACAAUCCAGGGCAGGCCACACAAGGACAUGUCCAGGUGGGGUUGGAAGCUCUCCAGUCAAGGAGGCUCCACAGCCUCUGUGGGCAGCUGCUCCAGGCCUCACUCCAAAGGUUUCUCCUCAUGUUGAGGUUGGAUUUCUGGUGCUGCAGUCAGCUUGGGGCACCUGGGCCCUGCUGCUGGGUAGGUGAACAUCCAAGUGAGGAUUUCCUGCUGACUGGGGAGGGGCUGGAGUGAGCCUCAAACACCCCUCAUGCUUGUUGGGGUUUAGCAGUGCAGAUAUCGACUGUUGCUCCACCUCCACCAUCUCCCUGAAACCCAGAGGGCUGCGCAGCUGGGCACAGGACAAGCUGAGGGCUUUGACCUCCUCUGAGCCAAGAGAGGCCCUAGGGAAGGGCCUGCAUGGCUGGGGGAGGCUUUGGGCUGGCUCUGUGGGUGCCACCCCCCAGCACCUGGCCCCUGCAGCUCUGUUAAUAAAUCGAUUGUUCUGCGCA